Molecule: messenger RNA, 2304 nt
Organism: Lobosporangium transversale
Lineage: Eukaryota; Fungi; Mortierellomycota; Mortierellomycetes; Mortierellales; Mortierellaceae
Exons: 1
Coding region: 1-2304 (767 amino acids)
Biological process (GO): SCF-dependent proteasomal ubiquitin-dependent protein catabolic process
Cellular component (GO): SCF ubiquitin ligase complex
Molecular function (GO): protein binding
Source: RefSeq, a predicted model, not a curated record
AUGUUUGCAUUCCCCACAGAGACCUUGGAGCACAUCUUUUCAUACCUUGGACAGGGAACACUCCGUUUCACAGUGUCCUUAGUCUGUCGCCACUGGUACCACGUUGCACAGGCUCAUAUCAGGAAAACAGUCUACAUUGCCGUUACACAACUUGAUUAUGGGCAUGGUCGUGGAGGCCCACCUAGAAAUUCGUUGCAGAGGAUGAAAAGACGGCGUGCCCUCAAACAACUUGGGUACGACUUGAGGGAAAAGUUAAUGUCAGCAUACACUCUUGUCUACAAUGCAAGCCUACUGUCAACGGCAAGCAGGAAGUUCCUGUUUCUAAAAGAGGAAGAGGAAGUUUGGACGGUCGUUGAAGAUGCCUUUACUGCGAUAACAUGGCCAUCGUCGGCCUCUCCUUCGAUAAGCAAUAGCAUUUCUAGUUAUGGAGUCAGUAACAGUCCUCUCAGGAUCCGUCAACUGAUCCUGGAUACAGGCCGGUGUGAAAGAGCCUGGUCAAGGUUGACGCCACUUCUCCAUUUUUUGGGCCAUAGGCUCACCAGCCUGCGAUUGGAAAAUAUACCCUUCAGGAGCAUUGUGCCUAUCCAUAGAAUCCUCGAUUCGUGUCCAAACCUCCAGGCUCUACGCAUUGCCUCGUUAAAACCAAAUAUAAGAGCACAGGCAUCAAAAUUGCAGGAGCAUCGUGAUCAUAACUUUGCUACCCUUGCUAAUCUUAGCUUACAUUCAGCCACCACUAACGCCACUUCUAUCAUCACCAUCAUCAAUCCCACUAUUGAAAAUGAGCGUCAGUGCCAAUUACAAUCUGCCACGUUCGAGAACUUAGGGCUAUCUCUGACAGCACUCGAAUCCUUUGUCCACAGGUGUCCCAACCUCAAUGAGCUUCGAAUUAUCUCUGCUCAGCCCAUAUAUACUACGAAAAAUGUUCCUAGCCAAAUCACGAAUUUUUUAUUUUACAAGACAGCAAGUGAUCAGUUCUUUCAUCGACUAUCCUCACCGCCACCACCAGUCUUGGAUCUAUCAUCAUCCUCAACACGACAGCCACCAAUUUAUCUGCCGAAACUCAAAAGUCUCUAUGUAUCUAUAUCCAGCAAUUCAAGGUCUUAUGUAAUGGAGGAGAUAGCUCCAAUCCCACAGUUCCCAAUGGUCGAGCGCUGGGGGUUUUCCACGAUGUCCAUGGAAAGAGGCCUUCCAUUUUCAGGUUCUAUAUUACUGGACCGUCACAUACGGCUCAACGCUUUGACAGCUGUCGAGAUCUCAAAAUACAGAACUAAUACUCUUGAUGAGCAGGCAAGUAAUCGGAUUAUAGAAUGGGUUCAUCAUCUGUUAUGUUCCAGCCCUCAAUUACAACAUUUCAAGAUGCCUGAAAUCCGAUGUCCUAUCCGAUUGUUCUACGUGACAAAAGACCUGAGGAUGAAGCUCAAUGACAAGGGUCAUUUGUCUGAAGAUGAGGCGCAUGAUUACCCUAUUCAACAAAAAGUAUGGGCCUGCCGUCAACUCAAGACGUUACAUAUGCUGUUUACGCCAAUAAUGAGUCGAGAUAAAGCUUUGGAUGAGAUGGCGCGCGUAGUUCUCGGUUAUCUCGUUCGUGCCUGUCCAGAACUAGAGGAUUUAUUGAUUCAUGAUGAGUAUUUCUUGAGAGAAUACCCUGAACAUGUGUGCUUAUUAUCAAGACUGAAGCGAUUGAAGUGGUUACAUUUGGGUGGUUUUACUUGUUUGCAGUUCGAUUGGAUCAAACGGUACUAUCAUUAUGAUUUAAGAGACCAAAUCAAGGUUCAGUGGGAGUAUGAUCAUUACAUAGGAUGUCCUUGCCCUUCUUCCUCUCAGAGAAUCAAAACGUCACUAAAACGGCUAUGGCGGGACCUACGAUUGCGCAACUCUUCAUUUGAUAGUAACGAUGCCAUCAGUAUGUCGGAACUACAUAUCCUUAGGGCUUUUGCUAAGGAGAAGGAGAGGGAGAAGGAGAAGGAGAAGGGGGAGAUUGGUAAGGGAGAGGUAAGAGAAGAGGACGGCACAAAGGCAAAUGAAAAAGAGAUAAAUGACGAUGAAAGAGAGGUAAUUGGCGGUGUGGACAUGACUCACCUAGGCAAGUUACAGGAUAUAGUUAACUAUUUUCAGGAUCGACGCUCAAGCAGAGAUGAGUGUUUAUGGCCUGACUUAGAGACCAUCACUUUCUACCUUGAUAGAUUCGCGGAUCAAAACACCAAAUCUGCCUUAUAUGAGCAUAUCAAGAAAUUCAGACCCGAAAUCAAGAUCAUAUUUCUUUCAGAUAGAAUGCUUCAUCAAACGUAUUUAACUGUAGAAUGA